Molecule: messenger RNA, 1317 nt
Organism: Chinchilla lanigera (long-tailed chinchilla)
Lineage: Eukaryota; Metazoa; Chordata; Mammalia; Rodentia; Chinchillidae
Gene: Asgr1
Product: asialoglycoprotein receptor 1
Exons: 9
Coding region: 249-1124 (291 amino acids)
Molecular function (GO): signaling receptor activity
Source: RefSeq, a predicted model, not a curated record
CCCAGGUGCUGGAGAUGCCAGGCUUGGUGUGCUCAGACACCCAGACGCAUAGGUCUCAGGGCCCUCGUAUGGACCCUGCCCCUCCCGUUGUCCAGGGCUUCUACCCACCCUACUUCUCUAGGCUUCAGGUCCCUCCUUAGCCUGGGAUCUGCACAGCACCAAGGAACCUGGAAGUCAGAUUUGGAGACAUUCAGCAAUUCCACUCAGCUCCAGCCUUGACUCAUCCCGGGUCCAGCACCAGCCUUAUAAUGACGAAGGAGUAUCAAGAUCUCCAGCACCUGGACAAUGAGGAGAAGGACCAUCACCAGCUCCGAAGAGGGCCACCUCCUUCCAAGUCCCUCUGCCAGCGUCUCUGCUCCGGACCCUGUCUCCUCUUGCUCUCCCUGAGCCUCACCGUCCUGCUGCUGGUGGUUAUCUGUGUGAUCGGAUCUCAAAACUCCCAGCUGCAGGGGGAGCUGCAGGCCCUGAGAGAGACCUUCCACAACUUCACAGCGAGCACCGAGGCCGAGGUCAAGGCCCUGAGCACCCAGGGAGGCAAUGUGGGAAGGAAGAUGAGGUUGCUGGAGUCCCAGCUGGAAAAACAGCAGCAGGACCUGAGUGAAGAUCACUCCAACCUGCUAUUCCAUGUGAAGCAGUUUGUGUCCAGUCUUCGAAGCUUGAGCUGUCAGAUGGCUGUCCUCCAGGGCAAUGGCUCCGAAAAGAUCUGCUGCCCUGUUAACUGGGUGGAGUUCCAAGGCAGCUGCUACUGGUUCUCUAAAUCCGGGAAGCCCUGGCCCGAAGCUGACAAGUACUGCCAGCUGGAGAAUGCCCACCUGGUGGUGGUCACUUCUUGGGAUGAGCAGAGGUUUAUCCAGCACAACACGGGCCCUGUGCAGACCUGGAUGGGUCUAACAGACCAAAAUGGACCCUGGAAAUGGGUGGACGGGACUGACUACGAGACAGGCUUCAAGAACUGGAGACCACUGCAGCCGGAUGACUGGUAUGGGCAUGGACUAGGAGGAGGGGAGGACUGUGCCCACUUCACCCCUGACGGUCGCUGGAAUGAUGACGUGUGCCAGAGGCCCUACCGCUGGGUCUGUGAGACAGAGCUGAACAAGACCAGCACUCAGCCUCCUUCACCCUAAUUUAUUUGCUCAAUGCCCUGAACUGCCAAGGUCUGGUACUGGGAAUCCUCCUGUCUGGAGAUGUCCACAUGCUUGGGGAGGGAGACGGCUGGAGGCUGAGAAGUGUAUGAUGGGUGAGGUUUGGAGGGACGGAGGGAGGGAAACCAAUGACGCUGUGUACACUGUGAAGCUCAUUACUGUCAGCUUUUUUUUU